This is a messenger RNA of Emericellopsis cladophorae, 2616 nucleotides long. Its product is annotated as binuclear zinc transcription factor. Gene Ontology annotation, cellular component: nucleus. The coding region runs from base 1 to 2616 and encodes 871 amino acids. The record is from RefSeq and is a predicted model, not a curated record. The transcript has 5 exons. NCBI's taxonomy places the organism in Eukaryota, Fungi, Ascomycota, Sordariomycetes, Hypocreales, Bionectriaceae. Gene Ontology annotation, biological process: regulation of DNA-templated transcription; DNA-templated transcription. Gene Ontology annotation, molecular function: DNA-binding transcription factor activity, RNA polymerase II-specific; zinc ion binding; DNA binding.
AUGACCCCUGCUCUGGACGCCCAGGCAGGGCCAGACACAGGAGAUGCUCCGCUCAAGCAAGUGUCUCGGGGGCCGGAUGCCCAAGGUUUCGAGCCACUGGCUUGCGUCUCGUGCCGAGCCCGCAAACUCAAAUGUGAUCGAACCAGACCAGCUUGCACUCGAUGCACCAAAGUCCAGAACGACUGCGUGUAUCCCGAGUCUCGCAGGAAGCCGACGUUCAAGAGGCGCAAUGUGAAAGAACUCGAAGCCAGACUAGUUCAAGUCGAGGACUAUCUGAAAGAAGUCACACACAAUGGCGAGCAAGAAGGUCCAGAGUCUGGAGACUCCAACGGCAGCAAUGGGGCGUUCGACUUCAACGUACAGAAUGCUCAGGCCCAGCAGGGCCGCAUGGCAGACAUGCCUCUCAACAAUGGCAGCGCCGAGAAUCCUGCAUCGUUCGCUAAGUCGCAGCUUCUGGGUAUGGGCUACUCAGAAAGUCUGCCGCCUUUCGAGAUCAUGGAGGAGUUAAUCAACAUCUACUUCAGUACACAACAUCCGCACAUGCCCAUCAUUCACCCCAGCAGGUUCUACCAAGGGUUCUACGGCGGUGCGAUGCGGAGACCUCCCAUGUGUCUACAAUACAUCAUGUGGGCUUGCGCAGCACAGUUUCACCCCAAGUAUGAUGAAUACAGCGAGGUCUUCUACCAGCGAGCGCGGCAGUACAUGGACGUGGACGAGAUGAAGGCAAGUUUUCCGCAGCGCUGUGGAACCCUUUGCUUGCUUGUACUGAUAUAUGCGCAGGGCUCCGGGGAACAUUUUAUUACCAUGGCUCACGCUCAGGCGUACGCACUGCUCGCCCAGUUCGAGGCGAAAUGCAUGUAUUUUACCCGCGCCGCCAUGACUUCAGCCAAAUGUGUCCGUCUGGUGCAGAUGAUGGGCCUUGAUCGCCUUGAUGGUGAACAGGACGACCUGCCACCCGCACUUCCGCCGGCUACAUCGUGGAUCGAGAUGGAGGAGCGUAGACGCACGUUCUGGGGCGCCUUUGCGAUUGACUCUCACGCAUGCGUGUCCACGGGUUGGCCUAGCUUGAUUGUGAACGCCGAUAUCACCACUAGACUACCUGUUUCCGAGGAGGCCUUUACAUCUGGCCUGGAGCAGGUCGCCCCAUUUCUGGACGAGAUCUUCCAUGGCGCAACAUACGAGGGAUUUGCCGGACCGAUCGUCAUCUGCCGAAUAUUCAAGGGUAUCAUGCACCACGUACACCGCUCAAAACCCAGAGACCAGCCUGAAGACCUCCUCAACGGGGCUUUCUGGAAGCGCCACCGGGAACUCGAUAAUGAGUUUCUCAGCGCCUUCAUGUUUCUGCCCGAGCAGUUCCGCCUGCCUCGGAAUAUCCGAAACCCCAUGGCUCUGCACUUGAAUCUCAACCUGCAUGCCUCGGUCAUAUGUCUACACCAUGCGGCGGUGGAGAAAGCCGAGAAAUUCGGACACACGGACACAAUCAAAGCGAGCGUCGGCCGCCUGAAGAACGCUGCCGACGAGGUCGUGAGCAUUGCACGGCUCACAGCGCACAACACUUCCAUUUUCAAGAAUCCUCUCUCGUCUCUAUCCCUGUACUGCGCCACUACAGUAUAUGUUUACAUGGCCAAGACAGACAUUCGACAUGGCUUCGAUGCAAUCGACAAGGCCAACUUUGAAACGCUCAUCCAGGCCAUGGAGGCCAUCGCCCGGGUUCAUCAAAUCACCAGAGCCUUUCUACAGCAGGCGUGUCUCGACAUUGAGCGGAACGGCCUGCUGUCUGUCAUUGAAUCCCCCUCUCUGGACAAGUACAGGGACAGCUUUGGUAUGGCCGGCUCCAAUAUCCCCAUGUUGGCGCGCAGUUCAGUUGGCCGGCACACCAAGGUCCCUCCCGUACUGCCCGGGAAGCUACCGCUCGACAAACCGGAGGGUCGGGUGCGACCGGCGAAGCUCCGCUUGUCCAACCCGAACUGCAGCGUUGCCUUUGCUGACGACAACCACAAGGAUGGAUCGCAGGUCAGCUUCAACCCGUCCCUAGGGGCUGUCACACGCAACAUUGCUAUUGCGCCGACGGCAGAUCUCAAUAUGAUGUACAGCAACAAGCGAAAACGGCCAUUGGAUAUACCAGGUUCAUCGGGCGUCGUUGACUUGCCUGGAACGGACAAGACCAGCUUUGCAUCAAACGCCCUUCCAAAUAGAAACACCAGCUCCAAUCCCGCCACCACCACUGGAGGCCAAUUGGUCAACAACAUGCUCGGCUCCGUGGGGAUGGGUUCUCACAGCAUGCUAGGGAACAACAUGACACUACCAGAUCGAACGACGCCCUCAUCCUCCGCAUCCCCACUGCCGCCGCAGACCUUCUCCGUGGGACGUGCCGAGACACAGUCAGGAAGCAGUGAGGAAUCACCACAAGGCACGACUGGUCUCGGGAACACGGUCGAGGAGAAUCGUUUCGACUUCCGUCCCUUUGCAGGCCGUGUCGCUACGCCCAUCUGGCCAGACCUCACCGACGACUUCUUCCACGACAUGGUGCAGGACGCACUGUCCUCGCAGAACAACGGCGAAUCCCUCGACUUCUUUGGCGAUCCCAAUUGGGCAGGCGGACACAUGCCAGGCUGA